CAGUUUGCCGUUGUAAGCGCUCGAGUUCGCACCGUUAAGUUUUACCAACAACUUCAGACCGGCGGCAAAAUAUCUUUAUCAAUAUAAACAUAAUUUUUAGUGAAUGUGUAAUCGGAUUUAUUAUUAUUAUUUCUUAAAAUUAAUUUAAAGUGAACGUAAAUCAUUUCUUUUGGAUGUUAGUACUCUUUGUGUGUAUGUUCUGCGUCGAUUGCGUCCAACCGCAAAGCGGUUUCAGUACAUAAGUAGUUCACUGGCCUAAGUAAAGGGCCGUCCAAGCGAAGAAGGAGUAUGAAAAGUCAGGUGGAAGAAACUCGAAACAGCAACACUUUCUUAGACCUUGCGGCCAUCCGAAGACUUCUCGACUCCGAAAAUGGACCCGGCACGUGCCCCAGCUGCGAUAUGCCCUUCGAUAAGGGCAAGAAAAGACGUCUAAUUGACAAUUGCGGCCACGAACGAUGCUACUCUUGUAUGUUCACCAACGAAUCGUGUCCGUUAUGUCUGAACCCGGCUUUAUUAAACGUGAUGCCUUCUGCGAACAGAAUGGGAUGUUCUGGAUUAAGAGGAUCGGAAAUAACUUUAUACGGAGAAAUAAGCCCUCAACAAACGGGAUCGGAGAAAUCUUGGGAAUACACACCAAGAUCUAAAGUAAAAACGAACGGUCACUUCACAAAUUACAUGCAAACUCGAGAAGUCAUCUCUCCUGAAGGUCACCCGGAGAAGCUUCCAAAAACGAAACCAAGAAGUCGCCUGGAUCAAGGCAUCAUGACCCAGAGUUGCCCAACUCCGCCUCAAUCCCGCAGGAAAUUCUUUUUGAAUCCUAAAGGAUUGAGGAGUCCUUUCACGUCCAGAUCGGUCAAACAACAAGGAGAUGUUGCAUUAUCAGCUGUAAUGACGUCAUCAACUACAUCGAACGAAGGGAAACAUUGGCCAAGCGUCGUUUUAGGAAAAAUCCGGUCGUUGUGGUUCGCAGGAAGCUCAAGCGCCAGCUUAGGACUCAACCAAUUAAUUACAGAUGACGAAGGCGGAUCUGUUAAACCACUCACAACUAAAUCAAAAUCAGCUGAAAGCGCAAUGUACAUGCGUUUGGGGUUAUUACUGGGCGAUAACGCGCGAAGAAAUAAAAAGCAACAUCAAUCCCGAACAACCCACGAAUCUUGUUCAUCACUCGCCAGUUAUGAUCACCCAGCAAUGAUGUCGACCAACACCAGCCCCGUUUCAACAUUAACCGGAAGCUCCGAAGAUCAACAAAGGAUCAAUCCGAGUUCGGAUAGCGUCGGUUCUUUGAUGUCGAUGUCGAUGUCCGGAGCCAGCAAUUGUAGUUCUAGUCCAGUUAGUAGAAGACACAGCGUCACAACAACCCAACCGGGUCAAGUUGAAGAUUUAAGCGUCUUCCAAUCGAGGAGAACUUGUAUAAGAAGAUCUGCGAGGACGGGAACGGUUCAAGGACCUGUUGAUCCGAAAAUUAGAUUCGCUCAGUAUCGAGUACCGCAAUUAACGUUAAAACCUUUAUUUUUUGAGGUGCCUUUACAAGAACCCGAUCCGUUGUUCAUUGGGAGAAGUUGGUUAAUUAAAGAGAUUGAAGAUACUUUAAAUGCUUCAUGUCCCGGUGUUUUAUUAACUGGAAAUCAAGGAACAGGAAAAACAGCUUUAAUCCUACAAUUAGUCGAAUACAGUUGUUUUGGGCGUCGAAAAGAACCAAUUUAUCAAACCCCAAACAGUCAAAUUUAUCAACAAAUCGAUGUUGGAAAUGAAAAUUUGAGGCGAUUAUCUUCAAACGUAGUCGCUUAUCAUUUCUGCCAGGCGGAUAAUAAUAAUACGUGUUUAGUUCCCGAUUUUAUACAUUCAUUAGCGGCUCAACUGUGCCAAGCGCCCCAAUUAGCCGCGUAUAGAUAUCAUUUAUUGAACGAACAGCAUCUACAAGCCGCUUUAUCUUUAAAGGAGUGCAUAGCAAAUCCUGAUUUGGCGUUAACAAGGGGGAUUUUGGAACCUCUUACGACGUUAAAACAAAAUGGGAAAAUUGAAGUGAAUUAUUGUAUCGUUUUGAUUGACGCUUUGUGUGAGGCGGAAUAUCAUCGGCCCGAUCAUGGGGAUACUAUUAUAUCAUUUUUGGCAAAACAUACGUAUCAUUUUCCAUCUUGGUUGAAAGUGAUUACAACGGUUAGGACUCAGUUACAAGAAGUUACGAAGCAAUUAAGAUAUAAUAAAAUUAGUUUGGAUAAUGUUGCUAGUAACGAAAAUAUUCAAAAAGAUAUUUUGGAUUAUAUCAAUUUGAGAGUGAAUCAAAGCACAUCGAUACAAAGUAAUAUAGCCUUAUCGACGACCGGAAGAAGUGAAAGUGGGAAUAUAACUCAACAUAAAUUUUCGCAAUAUUUAUUAAAUUUAAGUCACGGCUCCUUUUUAUUUUGCAAAUUAACGUUGGAUUUGUUAGAUAGAGGACAUUUAGUUGCGAAAUCUUCGGGUUACAAAGUUCUUCCGGUUACUUUGGCCCAAAUUUAUUUACUCCAUUUCAAUUUAAGAUUCCCGACGAUAAGAUCCUUUGAAAAAGUUACACACAUCCUCAGCGUUUGUCUUUCCGCUUUAUAUCCUUUAACCCUCCUUGAAAUUUAUUAUUCCGUAAAUUCUUUAUUGGUCGAUAAAUUUUUACCUUGGUCGGAAUUCCUUCAACGUUUCAAACUUCUUUCGGGCUUCCUCGUAAAACGUUUAGACAACACCUACAUGUUUUUCCAUCCAUCAUUCAGGGAGUGGCUAAUUAGAAGAGAUGACAACGAGGGGACGAAAUUUUUAUGCGAUUUAAGAGCCGGUCAUUGUGGGAUUGCUUUUAGAUUAUCGAGAGUGCAAGCGCCUUUAGAUGCGGAAAAAACUCUCGAGUUGGGUCAUCAUAUUUUAAAAGCGCAUGUUUAUAGAAAUAUGUCGGUUCAAACGACUUCGCCUAGAGAUCUUCAAGCAUAUUGGGUAGCGGAAAGUUCCGCGAAUAUUUCCGCGGCUAUUUGUACUCUAAGAAAUAUUUAUAACCCUAACGUAAAGGUGUCAAGAUUGUUGUUAUUAGCGGGUGCUUCCCCGGAUUAUGUCACGAAUUUUUUGGGGAAUGCCACUGUUUUGUGUAUGUAUGCAAGUGAAGGAAUCGUCCCGAUGGUAUCGCUUCUGUUGGAGUUUGGAGCAAACGUUGAAUUAACUAAUAGUCAAGGAUCAACUCCUUUAUCUUUAGCUUCAGCUAAAGGGCAUUGUGACAUCGUUCGGCAAUUAGUGGCUGCGGGAGCAAGUCCGGGGCAUGCGGAUACCGCGGGAUAUUGUUCGUUAGUUCACGCUGCAAGAAAUGGCUUUUUUAACGUUGUCGGAUACCUUUUAGCGUGUGAUUGGGUGAUUAAAAACCCGGAGGAAGAUGUUGGAUUAACCGAAGCGGCCCAACAGGCUUUAAUCGCAGCGUCCGGUCAUGGUCACACCGAUAUCGUGGAAUAUCUCCUCGAAAUGGCCGAUGUUCAAGUCGAUGAGUGCGAUUCUUUAAUCGGGGAAACCGCUUUAACAAUAGCAGCGACAAACGGUUACCCGAAUGUUGUUUCAGCUUUAGUAAAUCGAGGAGCAAACGUUUUAGUGACGAAUAAAAAAGAUGUCCCUCCGAUUCUUCUCGCCGUAAAAGAAGGUCAUUGGGCCGUUGUUGAACUCUUACUUCAACACAGUUCUAGCCCGGAAAUUUGUGAUGGAAAUGCAAGAUCCGGAUUAGCUUUAGCCGCCUCCGAAGGCCAUACUAGUAUAAUGGAGCUCUUUAUAAAUCGGGGCGCGAGUCUCGAAAAACCCGAUAAAGAUGGAUUAACUCCUUUAAGCUGGGCUUGUCUUCGGGGAAAGUUGCAGGCCGCUCAAUGUCUUUUAGAUAGAGGAGCUAAUUUAAAUCACACCGAUAAAACCGGGAGGACACCUUUAGAUUUGGCAGCGUUUCAAGGAAACCCCUCGGUCGUUCAAUUUUUAAUCGAAAAAGGUGCGAUUAUCGAGCACGUUGACAAAAAUGGGAUGAGACCUUUAGAUCGCGCAAUUGGGUGCAAAAAUAUCCAAGUUGUACAUUGCUUUUUGAAAAAAGGAGCAAAAUUGGGACCUGCUACAUGGGCCAUGGCUUCAGGCAAACCAGAGAUAAUGCUAAUUCUUCUUAAUAAACUCUUAGAAGAUGGAAACUUACUUUAUAGGAAGAGUAGAUUAAGAGAAGCCGCUCAUAGGUACCAAUAUGCACUUAAAAAAUUCCCCGUUGACGAUCAAGGAGAGCAUAACACAGCUUUUCAUCAAUUAAGAAUCAAUUUUCUUCUUAAUUAUUCGCGGUGUAAACGAAAAUUAAAUGAACCUGAUGAAGCAAUAGAAUUAGCUAGUGAAGUAUUAAUCACAAAACCGGAAUCUUACGAAGCUUAUUACGCAAGAGCGAAAGCUUACUUGGAUUUAAAACGAUACGAUCAAGCUUUAAUCGACGUAAAGGAAUCGAUGAAAUUAGCCCCGCAACAAAACGUCGAAGUCAGAAAGGUUUUGAGUUAUCUUUUAGAAGAUGUAACGAAUAAAAUAACAACAAACAAAAUUGGAAAUCAUAUGUCGAUAUCUGUUGAUGCUUUGCAUGAAUGAAAAAAAAAUACUUUUUAAUUUUAGUGCCUUAAAACAAUAAACAAAAACCCAGUGCCUUAUUUUAAGGACAAAUAGCUUUAAGACUGAUUUUAAAUGUUAAUCUUUGUAAAUGAUAAAUUUUGUAAAUAUAAUUCUUUUUUAUAUUUAAAAAGAAAGUAAUGUUAAGAAUUUAAUAAUAAUCUGGGUUUUUCUUUGAUAUAUCAUUCCCAAUUAAUAGAAAAAAUGAGAAUUUGUUUUUGUUAUUUAUUUGUAUAUUAUUAGUUUAUUUACAGAUAUUGUAACAAUUUUUAUUUUGAUUUUUUUUUGCUUACUUUAUGUAAAAUAUAGACAAAUUAUGCUGUGUUGAUCUCAUUUU
Onthophagus taurus is the source of this 4948-nucleotide messenger RNA. NCBI's taxonomy places the organism in Eukaryota, Metazoa, Arthropoda, Insecta, Coleoptera, Scarabaeidae. The record is from RefSeq and is a predicted model, not a curated record.